This is a messenger RNA of Komagataella phaffii GS115, 1362 nucleotides long. RefSeq lists its product as uncharacterized. The record is from RefSeq and is a predicted model, not a curated record. The transcript has a single exon. Lineage: Eukaryota; Fungi; Ascomycota; Pichiomycetes; Pichiales; Pichiaceae. Gene Ontology annotation, biological process: transmembrane transport. Gene Ontology annotation, cellular component: endoplasmic reticulum; membrane. The coding region runs from base 1 to 1362 and encodes 453 amino acids.
AUGGCUUCUUUGUCGGUCUCUGAAAUCACCUUCCUUACCUUCCAAGCAGUCGUACAGGUUGUUUUAAUUUGUUCCUCCGGUUACUGGGCUUCGAAAGUUGGUCUGCUGGGAGAAAAUGGUCAGAAAGUUCUUUCCAGGCUGAACGUGGAUCUGUUCACGCCGUGUUUGAUCUUUACCAAACUUGCUUCUUCACUGUCGGUGAAAAAGCUGAUUCAGAUCAUCGUCAUCCCCAUCUUUUACGCAGUCACCACUUUAGUGUCUUUUGUAUGCUCCAAAGUGGCUUGCCGGGUUUUCCGUUUCAACGGUCCUGAAUCUGGCUUCGUUACGGCAAUGUCGGUGUUUGGUAACUCAAACUCCUUACCGGUGUCACUGACCGUGGCACUGGCCUACACGUUGCCCAAUCUCAGCUGGGAUGACAUUGAAGAUGAUACUCCAGAUAAAAUUGCCUCCAGAGGAAUCUUGUAUCUUUUGAUUUUCCAGCAGCUGGGACAGAUGCUCAGAUGGUCCUGGGGCUACAAUAAGUUAUUGCGAAAGAGGUCUCCGGAAGAGCUGGAACACUCAGAUUUCGAUAAAGCCGGUGAUGAAGAGCAACGUUCUUUAAUGGAUGUUGUUACAUCCACUAUCAGUAAUGGAAUGUACGCGGCCACAGACAACUAUGUAAUUGAUGAUGAUGAUAACGAUAAUGAUACCAAAACGAACUACCUCCAUACCGUCGUGUCUGAGAGUCCCUGUUCAUCAUCUUCUGUUUCCAACAAGACCCAGGUUGAAACGAUAUCCAUUUUGAAUAAGUCGUUUACUUUGAAAGAAAAACUUGUAUAUUACACAGGUGUAUUCACCGGUUUCAUGAAUCCUCCAUUAUAUGCUAUGCUGCUAGCAGUUUUCGUGGCAUCGACGCCGCCAAUUAGAGACGAAUUAUAUGAGAAUAAUGGAUUUGUUCAAAAUACCUUGGGUUCUGCCGUGAGGCAGUUAGGAUCUAUUUCCAUCCCUUUAAUAUUGGUUGUUCUGGGUUCCAAUCUUAACCCUUCUUCCAAUGUUGCGCCUCCCUCAAGGAACUACGGAAAGAUGAUAUUUGCUUCCUUAUUGUGUCGUAUGAUUCUACCUUCGUUGAUACUGUUGCCAUUGAUCGCAAUCUGUGUCAAGUAUUUGGGAGUAUCCGUCUUGGGAGAUCCUGUAUUUCUUAUCGUUUCGUUCAUUCUAACCGUUUCCCCUCCAGCCAUUCAAUUAUCUCAAAUUUGUCAACUGAAUGAGUUAUAUGAAAUGGAAAUGGCGGGGGUUCUGUUUUGGGGUUAUGUUAUUCUGACUUUACCAUCUACCAUCUUGAUCGUAGUUGGUAGCUUAAAAGUCUUGGAGUGGUCCCAAUAA